Triticum turgidum subsp. durum (durum wheat) is the source of this 756-nucleotide messenger RNA. The record is from the annotation of a GenBank genome assembly. Lineage: Eukaryota; Viridiplantae; Streptophyta; Magnoliopsida; Poales; Poaceae.
AUGGAGAACGUUCUGCUGGAUCGUUCUUCCGGAAGCUUCGAGUACCCGAAGAGGGGCGUCUAUGGCGGGAGGCCGGCGAGGCCGCACGGCGCGUACGGCUCCUCCCGCACGUGCCCGCAGUACCAUCACUUCCAGAAAAGCGGCGCAUGGAACUCCGCCCCCGCCCCCGCUCUCCCGUAUGCGUACGCCAGGCCGCCGAUAUACUCGUCGCCGUCUCUCCCUCUCCUGCCGUCCAACCAGCCACCGCUCCUGCCGCUCCCGCCCACCGCCACCAAGUACGCCACUUUCCCCUACCCACCACCUCCGACACCGCCACGUGCCGUCAGGCCGGCACCGCCCACGACCGUCGCGCCGGCAGCGGCGCCCCCUGCGGCCUCACGCCAGCUGAGCCAGAGAGACAGGAGGAGGAGGCCGGCCAAGCCGCCGACCGCAGAACCGGCAAGGGAGCAGAAGAAGAAGAAGCCGCUGGAGCGGGCGGCGCCACUGCCGCCCGCGCCGGCGGUGACCGAGGCGCUGGACGACCUCGAGCAGGAGCUGGCCCGGAGCUGCGUGCAGGACCUGCUGCACGCGCUGGCGCCGCCGCCCAGCAGCCUGCCGCUGCCCAGGUUCUCCCUCGUCGUCAAAGCGUCUCCCCACUCCGCCACGGCCGGCAAGGUGGUGCCGCCUGCCCCGUCCUGCACCGUCAGAUCGAUGGACGCGGUGCGAGAUGGGGUCCAGCCGUCGACCGAUUCAGGUGAAGAAGAUGAUGUUGAUUAA